AUGGGUUCCAUGAUAAUUGGGUUUUCCUCAGCUUAUACGUCACCCGCUUUGGGCACUAUGCAGAACAGCACGUCCAUAUCAGUGUCGGAAGAAGAGGCAAGCUGGGUCGGCGGAUUGAUGCCUUUAGCAGCGCUGGGAGGGGGUUUAAUAGGGGGGCCACUUGUGGACUACAUCGGGCGAAGAAGAACUAUUUUGUUCACCGCUGUACCUUUUUUCGUGGGCUGGAUUCUCAUAGCCACGGCGAAAAUUGUACACUUAGUACUAGCAGGUCGUGCCAUAUGCGGAUUGUGUGUCGGUGUUGGAUCACUGGCUUUCCCUGUGUACCUGGGGGAGACGAUACAACCAGAGGUGCGCGGCACUCUAGGACUAUUCCCAACUGCAAUUGGUAACAUCGGUAUUUUACUUUGUUAUGUUGCGGGAAAAUACCUUGACUGGUCACAGCUAGCCUAUUUAGGAGCUUCACUGGCGGUUCCAUUUCUUAUACUUAUGUUCAUGAUCCCAGAAACUCCACGAUGGUACAUAUCGCGAGGGCGCACAGAAGAAGCACGGAGAGCGUUACAAUGGCUUCGCGGCGCUCACACUAAAAUCGAUAACGAGAUUCGGGAAAUUGUUUUAUCAGACGCUGAAGUAGGUAAAGAGUCUGCUAUAGCCGAAUUGUUAAGCAAAAAAUACAUGAAGUCCAUAUUCAUUUGUUUAGGCCUAAUGGCUUUUCAACAGCUCUCCGGAAUAAACGCAGUAAUAUUUUACACAGUUAAAAUCUUCAAAAUGUCCGGGAGUUCCAUUAACGAACAUCUGUGCACGAUUAUAGUAGGGAUCGUUAAUUUUAUAUCAACAUUUAUAGCCACCGCUCUGAUUGACCGCGCUGGCCGUAAGAUGCUUUUAUACAUAUCUUCAGUUACUAUGACGUUAACUUUAAUGACAUUGGGCACAUUUUUCUACGUACGUGACAGCCUUAAUUUGGAUGUUAUCACAUUAGGUUGGCUUCCACUUACUUGUGUCAUGAUUUACUUGCUAGGAUUCUCGUUGGCGUUUGGUCCUAUACCUUGGCUAAUGAUGGGUGAGAUAUUACCAGCAAAAAUAAGAGGUGCCGCAGCCUCAAUAUGUACAUCUUUUAAUUGGCUGUGUACUUUUACUGUAACUAAAACUUUUCACAAUAUAUUAGUAGCAAUAGGACCAUCCGGCACUUUUUGGCUGUUCGGCUCCAUAUGCUUCAUCGGUUUAUUUUUCGUGGUAGUUUGUGUACCAGAAACCCGUGGCAAAAGCCUGGAGCAAAUAGAAAAUAAAUUGACAGGCAGGCAAACAACCAGAACACGAAGAAUGAGUUCCAUAGCCAAUAUCAAACCGUUACCAAGUGGUUGUUAG
Molecule: messenger RNA, 1362 nt
Organism: Parnassius apollo (apollo)
Lineage: Eukaryota; Metazoa; Arthropoda; Insecta; Lepidoptera; Papilionidae
Source: the annotation of a GenBank genome assembly